AAUAACAAUAAAGAAAACUCUGAUAUGACAGUGAAUACAACUGAAAAAAAUCUUAAUAACAAUAUCUUGAAGCAAAAAGAACCUCUAAAAAGCCUUUCUACUUGGGAUGAAAAAGAAACUCAAGAUUUUGAAAGAGAAAAAACAAACUUACUUCAAGAAAUGAAAGAAAACAGAGACAACAAAAACAAAACAACUGAAAAAAAAUACGUGAUUCUUUGCAUAAUAAUUUAG
Messenger RNA from Scutellospora calospora, 231 nucleotides. Lineage: Eukaryota; Fungi; Glomeromycota; Glomeromycetes; Diversisporales; Gigasporaceae. The record is from the annotation of a GenBank genome assembly.